CUUUGCAUGCCUUGUGUGCGCAACGGUGUCAUGCAAUUCCGUUCUGCAGACGAGGGCGAAGAGGAGCUGAAGUCACUGGAGUUAGCUGGAAGGGCGUCAGUGCCUUCUCAACAAUUCGACAUCUGCAAGAUGUGCACGUGACUGGCCCCGAUUGA
Molecule: messenger RNA, 155 nt
Organism: Hydatigera taeniaeformis
Lineage: Eukaryota; Metazoa; Platyhelminthes; Cestoda; Cyclophyllidea; Taeniidae
Source: the annotation of a GenBank genome assembly